Rattus norvegicus (Norway rat) is the source of this 18743-nucleotide messenger RNA. The record is from RefSeq and is a predicted model, not a curated record. NCBI's taxonomy places the organism in Eukaryota, Metazoa, Chordata, Mammalia, Rodentia, Muridae.
UAUAUUUUGAUGUGCUUUGAAUGGCUUCUCUUUUUAUCUCUCUCUUUGCUCUUAUCUUAAAAAAACAAAACAAACAAAACAGCUGUAAAUAAUUUCUUCCACAUACUGCUGCCCAAAUGCUUCAAAUGAACAGUUUGAGAGUCCAAAGGGAGUUCAUAGACUUUUGGGUAUUUCAAUAGUGUCUCAGGCCAGGUCCCAAAGAGAAGGUCUGUCAUGCGGUCAAAGUGCUCUCUCUCAUGAGGAAGUCCCCUUUCCAUUUCUCUUGUACACAGGCAGUGCCAAGCAGAAUAUUUAUUUGGCCUGGCAUGUUUUAGAUCCAUUCAUCUACUGCUUGAAGUUCUGAAGUUUGGCUGUCAGUAGCAAUCAAUGUCAGAGACUGAAUUUAUCUCUGGUUGCAGUCACUCAGAAUUCUCAAACUUGUCUAUGUCAGAAUCCUCAAAGGCAAGCAGGUACCAGCUGGUGAGCAGCUGAUGAGUCUGUGACCCCAAACAACACCCUUUAACUUUGUGAGGAAACAGUGUUGUUUGCUUGUUCUCCCAGCUUGAACGGAUUUCACCCAGUGGAGUGUUUCCAGAGCUAGAAAAUGUAAGCAAGCAUAAUUGAUGUGCGGACUGUAUACAUUGUUACUUUUCUGUUGCCCCCGCUAUAACACCACCUCCAAAAGCAACCUAUAGAACAAAGUGUUUAUUUUGGCUUAUGGUUCCAGGAAGAGUCCAUAAUGGCAAGGUAGGCACAAAAGCAGGAGGGAGGAGCAGGAAGCUGCUGACCACAGUUUCAGCUGCACACAGAAGCAGAGAGCAAGUAAAGGAAGCCGGCUUACAGAGCCAGUCAAGGCCGUAAACCUUAUGCUGUUCAGAGCUUCAAACCCCAGGGAUGCACUUCUUAGAUUCCUUACCCUCGCCAACAGCACCACCAUCUGGGUACCACAUGGUCAAAUAAAUGAGUCUGUGGGGAACAUUUGAACCACCAUACCUCGGCUCUCAAAAAAUCGUUUUUUUGAUGAGACUGUGCUGUCUCUAUGUACUGAAAGCAGAGAAUAGAAAAUUCAACUUUUGAACAGAACCAUAAAGAAAUAUAAUGAGUGUCUCAAAUCAAAGGAGGUUUUCUGCUUCUAUGUCACCUGACAAGUCCUUGUUUAAAACACUCCUAGAGGAAGACACUCUGCCCAGCCCUGUGUGAGUCCACGGAAGGGAAUUCCCAUGACUUGGUAAAAGGCUCCAUGUCCUUAAUGAUGACUUGUAAUCACGAAACGCAUUUCCCUGCUGAUGGCUCUGGGUAUUUUCUGAGACAGACAACGUUCUGUCUCCCAGGAGGCCCCUUGUUAGAUAGGAGAACCACUUGCCUUUCCUGAACUGCCUCAAGGCACCCUCCAGAUGCUGCAUGAUUAUAAAGGCACGAUACACAUCUUCAAGGUCUCCAAACAAUGUGCUCUGAGGACCCUUCCGCUGUGAUUGGCAAUGUGUGACCCUUCUGCAUGCAUGGAGAUGGCUGUUAACUGUUCAUUUAGCCUGUGCUUUCAUUUAGCUGCAUCUGAAGAUGGAGGGACAGGAGGUGCCUAUAGUUGCUUUUCCCUGGAGUUGCUUCUUCUACAUAUUACAGCACGGUCUUUCACUGAUGGCUGGGAGGGACUCUGUGAACACACAGAGAGCACACAGCAUGAGGAGUAGUGGUAGGCCCCGUUGUCAGCUAGUUUCUGUCACACCCGAAUAGGUGCUCUUUUCUCCCAAGGACGCUUUUUGUUGCCUUGUCAGUGAACAUUUUUAACCUGUGGUCCAUCAAGCAAUGCUAAUAUGAUGUUAGGGACUGGCUUUGGAAUGGAGCUGGAGAUGCUGUAAACCCCAUGUACAGAGUGUGUGCUUCUGUUCACUGUCCCCCUCUAUGUACAGAGUGUAUGCUUCUGUUCACUGUCCCCCUCUAUGUACAGAGUGUGUGCUUCUGUUCACUGUCCCCCUCUAUGUACAGAGUGUGUGCUUCUGUUCACUGUCCCCCUCUAUGUACAGAGUGUGUGCUUCUGUUCACUGUCCCCCUCUAUGUACAGAGUGUGUGCUUCUGUUCACUGUCCCCCUCUAUGUACAGUGUGUGCUUCUGUUCACUGUCCCCCUCUAUGUACAGAGUGUGUGCUUCUGUUCACUGUCCCCCUCUAUGUACAGAGUGUGUGCUUCUGUUCACUGUCCCCCUCUAUGUACAGAGUGUGUGCUUCUGUUCACUGUCCCCCUAUAUGUACAGUGUGUGCUUCUGUUCACUGUCCCCCACUAUGUACAGAGUGUGUGCUUCUGUUCACUGUCCCCCACUAUGUACAGUGUGUGCUUCUGUUCACUGUCCCCCUCUAUGUACAGUGUGUGUGCUUCUGUUCACUAUGUACAGUGUGUGCUUCUGUUUACUGUCCCCUACUAUGUACAGUGCGCAUGUGUGUGCUUCUGUUCACUGUCCCCCACUAUGUACAGUGUGUGCUUCUGUUCACUGUCCCCCACUAUGUACAGUGUGUGUGCUUCUGUUCACUAUGUACAGUGUGUGCUUCUGUUUACUGUCCCCUACUAUGUACAGUGCGCAUGUGUGUGCUUCUGUUCACUGUCCCCCACUAUGUACAGUGUGUGCUUCUGUUCACUGUCCCCCACUAUGUACAGUGUGUGUGCUUCUGUUCACUGUCCCCCACUAUGUACAGUGUGUGCUUCUGUUCACUGUGCCCUACUUUCCCUGGGCUCAGAGAUCAUUCACAGAUGCAAAGGUAUCUGAGGUCUUAAAAGACUUGUUUACCUCAGGAAUGCUCAAGGCACUUAGCGUGACAGUCUAUGACUCUUAGCUAUAUUCUCCCUCUCUUUCUCUUUCCCUCCUUCCUUUCCUCCCUUCCAUCAGCCUAUGCUCUUCUAAAUUUAAAAAAGUUAUUGAGCUUGUUACUUUCUUGAAGGGGAGGCUCUGUGUGGGUCUAUAAGAACUAGAAAGCCUUUACAGAAAUGAACAAAAGGGAAAACCCAAACCUCUGGUGUGAGACCUAACUGUGAAUCCAAGGUCUGUCACACAUGUGUUUGCUCACAUGCAUCACUGUGCACACAUGGGCAGCCCAGACAGAAUGAAGUACUCUGAGAAGACCAAGGUUUUAGUAUACGUGCAUUGCCUACAUGUGCUUGUCCAGCCCACGUGUGCAGUGCCUGCAGUUCCGAGGGCGUCAGACCCCUCAGAACUGGAGUUAAAGUGGGUUGUUUUGCUACCGUAUGGGUGCUGAGAUUUUAGCAGUGCUCUCUGGAGGAGCGGCCAGUGUCCUAAGGGCAGAUCUAGUUUUGCAGCUCUCAAGACACUUGAGUUAAAAUGGGCUGGAGAGCUGACUUGUCAGUUAACGGUACUUAAUGUUCUUGUUGAUGACCAUUUGGUUCCAGCACUCACAAUGGCCUGAAACUCCACUUCUGGUGGGUUCAACACUCUCUUUUGACCUCUGGUUUCAGUAGGAUACCAACACAUAUAUAAUACAUUAAUAAUUUAAAUUAUAAAACAAAAACCCAACCCAACCCAACAAAAGGGAUGAUAUUUUCUAAGUGUUUAGUCUGAAGUCAUGGACAGUUAGUAUCAACUUCAGUUCCUUGUGUUUAGAGUCUGUCUUUCAAGUCCUUUAGACUUGCCAGGUAUGGUGGUGCACACGUUGAACGCCAACACUCCAGAGGUGGAGGCCUGUGGAUCUUUGAGUUAAAGGCCAGCUUAGUCUGCAUGAUAAGUUCCUGGCCAACCAGGGUGUGGUGUUUUGUUGUGAGUGGCUUUCAUACAUUAAAUACUUGGUUUCCAGUUGGUGGAACUUUGGGAGGAAGGAUUAUGGGGUGUGGCUUUGUUGGAAAUGAUGUGUCACUGGGGGAGGUGGAGGGCUUGAGUUUCAAUAGAUUUGUGCCAUUCCUAGAGUCCUCUCUGCCUCCUGCUUCAGUCCGAGAUGCAAGAGCUCAGCUGUUCCUCAGCUGUGCCUUUGCCCCGCCAUCAUGGCGCUAACCCUCUGAAACCAUCAGUCCAAUCAAACUCUGUCUUUUCUAAGUGGCCUUGGUCAUAGUGUCGAAUCAGAGCAAAGGAGAGUAACUAACACACGGGGCUACCUAGUGAUACCCCGUCUUUAGGAAAAAGCCCUUUAAAUUAUGAAUUUGUUUUUAGAUUUCCUGUUGGACGCACAUUCUUAACUCUUUUCCCAAGUUAGCAAUCUCCAUGGCCUAAUUAGUGAGACAAUUGUUUACUGUGACUACAGACUUAGUCCUAUGAUUCCGCGUGUCUGUUCACGUACUUGGUGUGGGGAGUAUUUCACCGUCCGUGUAUGUAUGUGCCUUUUUGGUGGGGAGGUACUAAUGGCUGACCCACAGUUGCUAGGCGCCUGCUCUUCCACCACGGCACAGCGCAGGCGCAUUCCGUACGCUUCACAUGGUCACUGCUGGUUCUUCAGAUGAGUCUUUCUUUGCACCCUAUACUUACCCUUCAACUCACUGGAAUCCCCGUUUCGGUCCCUGGAGGGUUAGGAUUACAGGCGUAAGACAUCAUGCCUGGCUGUUAUGUCUUAUUUUCUCAUUGUUUUUAAAGGUUUAUUUUUCACAGUGAAUUUAUAUUUAUAUUUUGAUUAGUUUUUGAGAGUUUUGUAUAAUGUGUUUUGAUUGUAUUCUCUGCCCACCAUUUCCCAGAUUCACCUUGUUCUCCUACCCCAUGUCUAGGUUACUUUUCUAUUGCUGAGAUAAAGCCCCAUGGGCAAAGCAACUUGUAGAAGGAAGGGCUGGCUUAGUGUGCGUGCUCUCAACAGCCGGACGGCCUCGCCAGCCCCAUUGCAUCCUUCUUCAUGGGGACAUGUAUUUUUAUUCUACUUACAGAUUUCCAGCAGUUAACUUAAAAAUGUAUUUUCAGCUUAUCUGCUCCUUAACUACUUUGUCCUAUUUUUCCUUUUCUCUUUUAUUUUCAGUAGUUCUUGAAGAUUCUUUUUCUGUGAUGAUGUGUUAUGGUUUCUGGGUUCUUAUUUGUCUUUUACUCUUGAAGACAGCUUGGUUAGAAUCUGAGUAUUAAUGAGGAAUCUAUAUGUUCUUUUUAGGUAAAAUGUCAAUUUUUUCCUAUUGUUUUUGAUAUUUGUUCAUUAAUAAUGCUUUGUUUCACUCCAGCUACCUUGAUUAUAAAUUCAUUUACAUAUUUAUAUUUCAACAUACUGCUAUGCAUAUAUACACAUAUACACAUACAUACACACACAUAUAUGUACACUUGUAUAUCUGUCUAUAUCUAUCUAUCUAUCUAUCUAUCUAUCUAUCUAUCUAUCUAUCUCUAUAUCUGUGUGGCCUCAAUUGCUUGACUGUCCUGGAAUUCACUCUGUAGAUCACUCUGAACCAAAGGUCUGCCUCCCUUUGCCUCCCAAAUGCUGGGAUUAAAGGCAUGCACCACCACCACCUGAUACUGAUACUAUGUUAAAUAUUUUACAUUAAAUGCCAUUAUAGAUUAUCUUCCCACGUCAAUUAAUCUGCAUCUGUCACAUCGUUGACUACAUUUGUUUGAGUGCAGCUGUGUGUGCUCACAUGCUGCACACAUGCUUAGAACAGGGCUGACACUGCCAGCCUGCCAUUCAGGAUGUCAGCCUGUGUGCUGAGGCAGCUCCUGUUGUCUUAGGGACACCUCUGCACAUCUCUCAAUUCCACACUCAGUCCCACAGUCAAAGCACUGACACUGUGGACAUCAACAAAGCCACAAAUCAGUAACUGUUUUCCCAUUUUCUGGUGAGCUGCUUCUGAAGCACCUCUCUUACACCUCAUAGAUUAUCUUCCUGUGGGUACUUGUUCCCUCCUGAUGACAUCCUGAUACCUGCCUUCUCUAGGUUUACCCUUGCUUAGCUCCGGAUUCACUCCUGACUAGAACGAAAAUGUGUGUGGGAUGCAUUGAGUCCAUUGCUGCUUGGGUCCUGGGAUCCUCCGUUCACCAGUAUACCCACUAGCACAUUUGCUUGACACUAGUACAUCUGCUUAUGAAGAUUUCAUGAGGGUCUAGCAGCACAUGGAGCAUCAGACACACAGUUGAGGAGGCAACCUACCAAGCCAAGGUCAGCUUCAGUGCUCAGGGAACCUUCUGCUCUGGGGCAAUGCCUAGCAGGGCUGUAUUCCUGCAGCCCACUGGACCUUGAGCCUAACCCAUGCUCCCUCAGUGUGGAGAGGGGCAGUGGAAGCUCAGUAGGGUUGCUGUCCUUUUAGAUGUGUGUUCCUCAUCGCAAACCUAACUUGAUCUGUCUUAAAGAGGAAGACGACCUUACCAACCUCAGCCUUGGUGACUUCCUGGAUAUCUGAAGCACAUAUUUUACACUUAGGAGUGGUGUUUGCCAGGGCUCUGAAGGAGAAAAGAACCGAUAGAAUGAGCAUAUCUAUAUUAUAGAGGAGAUUUGCUAGGAUCGCUGGCAUGCUGGGGACUGGAUAGUUCGAUGAUGGGCCUGCUGGAGAGGCUGAGGGUGUGGUGCCUGCUCAGUCGACGAAGCUGGAUGCCUCAGCAGCCCUGUCGAGAGCCGAGGGCCUGAGACCUUCCUGGAGAGGCCCUGGUAUUCUGUCCAUGUCGGAAGGCUGACAAGGGGGCCACUCACUACGAGAUGGCCUUUCCUGCCUCAGUUUAUCCUCUCUGCAAACACCUCCAGUGACCGCCUUCUAAUUGACUCUAACUCCUGCCAACCGACCACCGCAGGACUUGAUUUGUACUUACGAUUUAAAGAAAAUGAUUAAGAGCACUGAAAAUUUGAAAUACCAAUUACUUUUUAGCUUUAUGUUUUGAUGAGUUCAAGAUAACUUUAUAGUAAUAUGAAAAGAUUGAACUUUUCUUCCAAUUCACAUAAGUUACAAAGACUACUAUAUUGGAAGGUUUUUUCUUUUUUUUUCUUUUUUUUCUUUUUUUCUUUUUUUCUUUUUUUGCCAAGCACCUAAGAUUUUUGCAUUUCAAAGGGUGACUGAGACCGGUAGUGGGCAGCCACACCAGAGUAGUAUCUGGCAAAAUAGUGAAAAAUUUAAUUGAAGGGAUUAUUCCCUCUUUACACUAACACAAUAAGGUAAUGUCUCAGAUUGACUAAGGUUAAAAUAGUCACAGUGCAUUAUAUGUUUUAUGAAUUAAUAUUAAGUAUUAUAUGAGUGAAGCAAUUUAUUGCCUGUGUUUGUGGUCUCAAGAGAUAAAUGGUUCUUAAAAGUGAUGUGGUUCUGUUCUGUCUCUUCCUGUCAGUGUUCUCAUUGGUGAUCUUAGGAUCUCCAUCACUUCUGCAGAGCAGCACAGACCUGCAGACAUGUAAGCAGACCCAGGAGCUUACCUGCACUAGGCCAAUGCUCACAGCUGAGGAGAAGCCUAGAACAGAGUCUGAAGAGCAGGCAGUAGGGAUAAAGCAACACACUGACAGUUUCCAUAGCUUACUAUGAAAUUCCCAUGCAGGCCAGGCAUUUGUUUGUUCUUAAAGGUGCCCCACAAUUCAUCUGAAGCUCCAUUGGCUAAAAGACACUGACAUAGUGCCUACUUCCUGUGUCAUGAGAGAAAUGUAUGUCUGGAAGGCAUCUGGGGACAUAUGCUUUCCCUGACUUGUGCUUAGUGAGUGGUGGCCAUUCCUGUGAAAGAUAUGGCCUUGGCAAUGCUUGGUUGGGGACCUCACAGUCCAGGAGGCUUUGGGGCUCACUAGUUCAGAUGAACAGGGCUCUCUAAACAUCAAGGGGAGUAUGAGGGAAUUGUCUGGAUGAAACCGGAGCUCAGGGUUUUAAAGUUUGACCAACAUGGUUUGUAUUGGAGGAAAGUAUGUGUGUGUACAUCUUGAUGGAGUAACUCGAAAGCGUGGAGCAAGGACUUAAGGCUGAAUUAAUGUGACCCACAAAUGCUAAUGGAGACUCAGCGGCUAGGGAAUUUUAAAAAUUAGAGUGUGUUGUGUUGUGUGUAAGUGUGUGUGUGUGUUAUGAGUGUGUCGGGUUUAUGUAGUGGCCUGUGUGUGUGUGUGUGUGUGUGUGUGUGUGUGUGUGUGUUACAUAUGGGUGUGUUGGGUAUCUUCCUCUUUCCAUAUCUGCCUUGUUGCCUUGAGACAGUUGGUCACUGAACCAACAACUCUAUUUGGCUUCACUAGCUAGUCAGUGAGCUCACAGGGUCUGGGCUCCAUCUAGUCAUGUUCCUACUGUUAGGGUCACUGGAACAAGCAGCCAUGCCCACUUCUGCUAAUGGAUUUUAAAUCUGGUUAAUGUUUUGUUACUGCCCUAUGUUGAAAUUUCACAGAUCUUGAAUGUGAAUGGUCCGCCCAACUGUCUGCUUUAAAUUUUGUCCAUAAAUCCUACUAUAUUUCAUGGACAAUUUUGUGGGAGGCAAGAUGUUGUUUGUAUGUCUGUAUAUCAGUGUGUCCAUGCACUCAGAUGUGAAUGGCAUGUAUGAAGUUUAUUGUGUUGCUGAGGUGGGGGCUUAGUAAUGCAAAUCAAACCCUGUACUUACUUGAUGCCUUCCUCUUAAAAUAACCUCACAAAUGCCCAUGAACAAAUAUAGAGCGAUGGGUGCAGAGGAAGAGACUCUUAGAUGAGGUGACUCUGGUCUUGAGCUGUCACUCACCCAUCAGUUAGAGACUGAAUCAUGUUUGAUAAUUUAUCAACUAUCUUUGAUAAGAGGGAACCCCACCCAUAGUAUCUCAGAAGGUAGCAGGACCAGGAGAAUUUCGCCGACAUCCUCACAGCAGCCACGGCUUAGGACAGUCCCAAUCUGUUAUGAUUGGUGUCUCUGUAAGGAUAGGACACAGAUGUGGGGAGUUGUGUUGACACAGGUGAAGAGAGGUCUGGACUCAGGGUGCUUAAGGAUGUUGAAGCUACAGUGGCAGCUUCAACAACAAACAUUGUGUUUACUAUAGUUCUGAGAUGUUGAGAGACUGAGAAACCAGCAUGUACUGGUUCUUAGGAUGUGCUUUCUUGGUUUUGUCCUUAUGUGGCAUGGUGUGUGUGUGUGUGUGUGUGUGUGUGUGUGUGUGUGUGUGCAUGUACGUGCAUAUGUGUUUGUGUUUGUGUUUUUGUGUGUGUAUGUGUGUGUUUAUGUAUGUAUGUGUGUAUGUGUAUUUAUGUGUGUAUGUGUGUGUGUGCGCAUGUACGUGCAUAUGUGUUUGUGUUUGUGUUUUUGUGUGUGUAUGUGUGUGUAUGUGUAUGUGUUUAUGUAUGUAUGUGUGUAUUUGUAUUUAUGUGUGUAUGUGUAUGCAUGUAUAUAUGUAUGUGUAUGCAUAUAUGUGUGUAUGUAUGUGUAUGUGUUUGUGUAUGUAUGUGUAUGUGUAUGUAUGUGUGUAUGUGUGUGUAUAUGUAUGUGUGUAUGUAUGUGUUUGUGUAUGUAUGUGUAUGUGUUUGUGUAUGUAUGUGUGUGUAUGUGUGUAUGUGUGUGUAGAAGGCACAUCCCAGAGCAGCUGCAUCUCUUCCUGUUUUCAAAGGUCAUUAAUCUGGCCAUUGUCACCCCACCCUCACUACCCCAUCUAAACCAAGUAACUUCGCAAGGCCAUCCAAAUACCAUCACACUGGGGUUUGGGUCUUCAGCAAAGGGAGUUAAAGGGCCACAAGCAUGCAGACUAUAGUUGUUGUGGGACAUCACCAAGCUCAAAAGGAAGCUGCCAGAAGAAGCCAUGACUCUGGGCUUGAUCCAGAGCUCUGAGAAAAAUUUACUUCUGUUGUUCAAGCCACUUGAGUCUCAGGCUUGAGACACAGGAUAGCUAGAGGAUUUGAUCUCUCUAAGUUUUUAGUUUCUUACCAAAAAAUAAAUUAUUUUAAUUUUGAAACAAGGAUCUAUGCUGUAGAACUGAACUUUGUAGUUAUCAAUGAAGUAGCUGAUUUGAAUGACAAAAAGUGCCAAAAGCAAUAUAAUAUUCAUUCAUGGCAGCUGUUAAACUUUAUUUUUUCAAAAGCUUGAGAGAAAAUGCAGGUUGAUUUAAAUGUAAAGAAAAACAGAACUAAAACUCUGCCUUAAAACUGUUAAACAAUGAGUAAUAUUUCUGAGGAAAAUUUCAGUGUGAUACUGUCACAGAGAGAUGACUCCAAGAGAAUUUCAAGUACAAUGUGACCUUUCCCCCACCAAAUUCAAGUUGCAUCAACUUUCCAAAGAUAUAUAUAUAUAUAUAUAUAUAUACAUAUAUACACACACAUGUAUACACACACACACACACAUACACACACAUAUAUAUUGCAUAAAUUAGGCUGCAAUGCACUUGCUAAAUACUUAAGGCUCAAUUUAACAAGCAAUUUCUGGAUGCAGGAGGCGGCCAGCCCUGUAGCUGUCUCCUAAUGCAUGCAUAAACUGUGUUGGUAAUCAGAGCUGUGCAGGGAGUUCACUUUGCACCUCCUAGGGUGCCAAUUUUCAGAAACCAUGAGAGCCCAAUAGAAGAGUCUCACCUAAGAUUCAUCUGUGACCUAAAUGGCAGGGGAAGCCAUUAUCAUUCAUUUUACAUGCACGGUUGGCCGGGGUUGUCAGCUGAGCACCUCUGGACUCCAGGGAAGGAUUUUGCUGGCUUCGAGAGGCCCGAGAAUUGAAAUGGUCAACCAAGGUACUUCAUUAUCCUGAUCAGAAAACACUUGGUAAUUAAAACAGAAGGGUGCACGGGGUCGUGUGCAGGAGCCUGGACUCUCAGAGCCCGGUGGAGGGGCAGGUGAUCAAGGACCACUAAACAAAUAAACAUCUCUACAACUAGAAGUCAAUUAAAUGAGUUGGGUGUGGCAGCACGUGCUUGUAACAAAUCUCAGUUUGGGGAUGCUGAGACAGGUGGAUUCCUGUGAGUUUAAGGUUAGUCAGAAAUGCAUACAAUCCUAUCUUUAAAACAAAACAUAACCCAUCAGUUAAAUGGUAAGGUAUACAGAGUUGUGAGGCCAAAAGCUUUCAGAGACAUGCAAAAUCAGCCUGAGACUGAGGGAGAUAAUGGAAGAGGGAAAUAUGAACCAGAACUUGGAAGUAAAGAAUGGAAAGAAAAGGACACGAGCACUCUGGCGUUCAUCUGGGCAAUAAAGGAACUAUGGUUUAGAGAGGCUGUGCCUACACAUAGGAAAUUUCCAAGACUCCAGUGUCUUCCGGGAUGUCUGGCAUCCUGGACAUCCCAUGGGUCCACACAGUUGUCAUACACUCAUAGGACCCUGUUGCUUAAUGUAGGUGGGUCUUCCUGUAACACACUCUGGGUACCUGAGGUUCCCCAUGGGAUGAGGUAGAAGUUCAUGUGAGCCAAGAUGGCGUCUUGCUUAGCAUCGCUCCUCUCUGGGCAGCUUGUCUGGUUUAUUCACAUUCACUUACGAACGUCAGUGUCCUCGGGUGCUCUCUCAGUUAAGCCAUUUGAAAACAAUCCCCAUCUCACGAUCUGCUGUCUAAGGCACCACUAUCUUCAGACAUGUCCCUAGAUGGCGGUUAUUGCUCACAGGCUAUCUGUGUGAUGGAGGAGGGCAUGUUCUAUAGGAUAGACUGGCUGUCCGAAUGCUGUGCCUAGAGACCAACAUUGGCAGCAAGGAUGAUCUCACGCAAGUUACUACUGUGUUUUCACAUGAGGAAGAUGGGAGAGGACAUAUUAUUGCCCAUAGCCACACAAAGAUUGCAAGUGACACCAUUGGGAUAGAUAGCUGUGCUUGCCUUCACAGCUCCAACAUCUAGUUUGUGAUGAUCAGAAUGUGGAACUGGACAAGGAGGCUGUUCAACACGUUGCUAGGCUGUUUGCUGCAUAACCAUUGUUCUGUUUAGGUUGGAGGGAUAACUGCAUUAACAGAGGCAUAGCUAGUAAGAUGAGCCACCCUGCCUCCAUCUUAGGCUUGAAAGCCAUCUUAGAGUAAAGACAAAUUAGGGUCAUUCUGGUUUAUGGUUAAAUCCGUGUCUCAAGGAUUGGGCUCUGCCCCAUCUGUAAUCUUAACUACAAAUGGUUCUGUACUGCCUGUUCCAGGAAAGGACAACUAUGCUUUUGUUUCAUAAGCAUCCUGCAGCCCUACCUUUGUUUUAAGAAGUUUAUUAUGACUGCCUAUUGCUAUAACUACCUUGUUGCGACCACCUUGUAGUCAUCUCUUUGCCUUAGGAGGUCAUUAUGACUACCUUGUUACUCUUGCCUUCUUCGUGUCCAAUGCUGAUCUCUUGAACCCCUCCCUUAGGGGGAGGGUCUAUAGGAAUUAAAAAGCUCACUUUGAUUGCUUGCUUUGAUUAAUUUGGUCGUGAUGAUUCGGGCCAGUGUUCUUUCUUCCUGGAUCGUUGGAACUGACAAGACCCCUCUGAAGAAUGUCUAAGCAUUAGAGAAUGCCAAGAGUCCUCAUGGAUCCACAGGAGAAGAGUGACAGGCCGCAUUCCUCCACCAGACAACACUUUCUCUUGGAGACUCAGCCUCGGCUGAGUUAGACAGCAGACUUUAUGAGAGUCCCUCCUCUGGGGACUCACAGGCACCGGCAUGCCUUCCUCAGCCACACAUUUAUGAAGAUGAGUGUUUGAGAAAAUCCAUCAUGGCGCCAGUCAUCAGUUCGCUUGACAAGGCUAGCCCAGACUGGGAUCUAGAGAGACUCUUGGCUGAAUGAAUGGCUGUUUCUACAGCAGGAACACCUGUGACAUGUCUUAGUUUUAGAGCUGUCAACCCAAUUCCAUUUUUGAUCUCUGUUGCGUAUGAGAGUGAGUGUUGGCACUGUGAGGAAAAGGUUGAGAUUUUUGUCUUCUCCCUUCUGUUUCCCAUCUGUUUCUCUCCCAAACAAUGGCGGUGAUAUCUGAACACCAAGCGUUCUUUUAGUGCAGGGCUGAGAAUCUCAUUUUUCAGAUGGGCUGAGUGAAGAACCAAGAUAUUCCUCAUGGACUGGAGAUCAUGGAGCUCAGGGCUUCGGAGUGUUUUGUAUACUUGUGUUCCAUGUCUCCAAGGAGUAGCCCUUGCUUUGGUACAGUCCCUUGCUCUAUACAGUGACCCUGCACUCCUCCCCAGGCACAAACUCAUGAGUGUGUAUGGCAUAGCUAUGUCCGUCUCUGUCUACCUGGACAGGAACUUCACAGUCUAAGUGCCAGACACCACAUGUUCCACAUUUUCACCUGUCCUUCUUGCUUGAUCCGAAGGCCUAGAUCCUCUCUCUUUUUUUUUCCCCCUUCAGACAUUUCACAAAUGCUACUGCUUCAAGAUAUUCCUGAAGUUCCAGGGUUUUGUGGGACUUGUUAGUUCUGUUGAGCAAUGGGAGGCAGGGCAGAAAAUCUUAAGCUUGAGGUUGGGCACAGUCCUGUGAAAUCCUAAGAUGUGCUCACAACCCUGAGAGGUAGUGUUCAUGGGAUGCUUCAAGUUCAACGCAGCGUCCGCAGCUACUCACGUCUUUCUAGUGAGCCAUUGGACUGCUGCUGCUGCUCCUGCUGCUGAGAUGUAAGCCCAGAUCUCCAAAAGAGAAGCAAGGGCCUUUUUAUUUUCUCUCAUGCUGCUGUGUUGUUUUCUGAUCAUCAAGAAAAGAAUCAGAUCACCCUCAAAAGGGAAGGUUAAGGCGAUGCACCAAAGUCUGGCUCCCAGGAUAAAAGCUUCAGCAUGGGGCACUGUAAACAGAAGAGCCUGCAGGUCUCUAAAGACCUGUGUUAUGCUCUGCGGAGAGGCCUCUAGGAGCUCUCUGCUCAUCCAGAUACCAGGAAUCUCACUGCUUGGGUCUCCUUGUUGUGUAUCCCACCUUGUGUCCUGGGUCUCCAGGCCCACAAGCCCUUUAGAAGGGGAACGAUCCUGCGAGCAGGGGCAGUGUCUGUUAAAGGUAAAGAUGUGACCCCUUUGACCAAGUAAGCCAAGUAAGAGUAUUUAGAGGGGACCCCUUCAGUGCCCAAGAAUGUGCAAAGACCUCACAGGGACUUGAGGGGUCUAGGCAAAGUGGAAGGACCAGAAAGGGUUCAGAACCUGUAUUCAGAAGAGAAAGGCUGGAAGGUAUACUGUGGGCACUGGGGCUGUGCUAGGGGAUGUCACAAAAUACACUGAGGAAAUGAAGCUGAGGGCAGCAUGUGGCUGGGGUUAGAUGUGAUAGUCCCCCUCUGUGUCCCAUGGUGCUUCAGUCCAUCCACCGCAGACUCAGACCUCUACCUUUGGAUGCAUUUCCUCGUCUUUGAGACUAAAGUUGGAGACCCAGGAGACCCUCCCUUUUUCAUGACAUUUUAGGCACAGGGCCUGGAGCUUGGGUGGGCACUCUCACGUGAUAUCAGUCUUUCUGGAAGUGCCAUUUCUACUGCUUCAUUCCCACCCUGGUCACUCAGUUUUGUCCCUCUUCAUUCGUGUUUUAAGGGCUCCCCAGUGUGGGAGAGCAUUCUCUUGUUGCCUCCUAAUGCUAGCAUACAGUAAGCAUUCAGUACAUUUUGAUGGUGGAAUGUCUCCGGUCUAGCAUUCAUGUGUUUUUCAGGCAGUGAAGAGUCAGUGGAGUAUGACUCCAGGAAGAGUAGAGGGCAAUUCUCCUGGUUGUGUUUCUAAGGCUUGAUUCAGGUUUAUUUUUAGAUCAUGCGGUGCUCUAACCAUUUACCGUGGUGCUCAGCUCAGCAUCCUGCAGUCUCUAGGGCCCGCCUGCCCUGGCAUUGUAUUUUCUUCCUUCGCCACGUUCUUCCCCUUGGGAGUUUUGCCCUCUAUAGUAAGACAAUAGAAUAUGUGACUGGCACUAUCCAAUGAGUCAUCACAACCUUAGUGUGAUUCUUCUCACUGCCACACUCCACUUGAGCUGCUUUUCCGAAAGAGUAAGCUGGAGCCCGAACAAGGCAUUGCUGAAGUUGUCGGGCUCUGGUUGUAUGUGUACAUCCCACAUCUUUUGUAUCUGGCCACUCAUCUGAACCUCUGCGACAGCUGCAUGUAUUUGCAGGGAGGGAUAGAAGCAGAGCAUGGGUGAGGGGAUAGGAGUCAGAGGAGCAAUGGGUGCACAGUACACACACGUGCGUGGGGGCCCAGCCACGCGGUGGUAAGAGCAGAGAGCUUCAGGAGAGCUGAUCCAGGUGGGAGCCAUGGUCUGAGCCCUUGUUUCACAGUUCCCUUUGAAGAGUGCGGGUCACUGAAGACCAAACGGACACUGAGGCUGUGCAGUGAGGUGGGCAGGGAGUCCCUCAGGGCCUUACUUAGCAUCUGUGCAUCUUGGAGCUGAGCUUUAGGACUACAUUCCUUUACUCUCCAAACACAGUAGGUCACGUUUUCAUCUUUGUCCAUUUCUUUUGUUGGCACAAGCACCAGGGUGUACCCAAAGCCCUAAACCAUUUUCAGUGGCGCGCUCUGAAGGUGCAGCUUCCAUUUUAGACUCUGAAAGCCAUUUAGAAGCCAUUCCCACUGGACAAACUCCCACCCACAUCAAGGUACAAAGUAUCUGCACCACAGGAAGGGUGAGUACACUCUGGAUGUGGUAGCGAGGUGGGAGUAUUGUGUCAUUUAGCGCAUCUGACUGUGUGUAACCAUAGAGUGCGACAGAGGCAAAGGUUGGCCCUCGACACUGCUGCCCACAAGAAGUUCACAGUCUAGUGCACUUGACAGGUGUGCUGCAGUCGCAUCCUGCAGGUGUGUGUUUGACACGUGCUGGCUCGGGGAGGUCAGCGUCUGCGCACUUUCAAUAGAGCAUGGCGGAUGAAUGGUGAUGUUUCCCAGAGUGGACUGCUGAGAAGUGGGCAUACUGAGGAGGUGGGGCAAACCAUAUGAUGGACAGAAAACAGCUGGAGUGUGAAAGCCACGUAUGCCAAUAGAGUCUGUUAGUUUAGGCUCUGGUUGUGUUAGUAUGCGUCCAGCUUCGAGGACAGGAACCAAGACCCAUCUAGCUUAAACACAUGAGUGUGCUCCAAGGGGGCCAGGAACAGAUUUCAGCAGCUCAGCUCUAUCAUUGAGGACCCAGUGCUGUCCAGUGCUUUAAUGAUCCUGGCCUCUAGUAGUUCCUCUUCCUAACAGAUUGUGCCAAGGUUAUAAGGCACGCAUGAGGUACUUGACUGCUUGCUUCACUGGGAUCUUUUCCCUCAGUAAGGAAAAUCUUGAAGAAACCUGACACCAGUCAGACUCAACCUUGGGCCUCAGUGACAGAGGUACAAGUACGUGCCAUAUCCCACUCACUGGAAGGGGCUUGCAUGUACUGUGUCUCAGCCUUGUCUUGGGUUAAGCCUAGAAUAUACGGCCUGUUUCAUCUGAGCUCUUGUCCAGGUAGAGAGUGCUAGAAUAGAAGUGGGUCUCUGACAGAAAGCAGGAAUCAGGAACUGUGUAUGGGUUGUUGCUGGGUAAACUGUUUGCUGGGGUAGAUGGACAGUCUUACAGAGGACUAAGCCACAGGGGCUAGGAUCAGCCCGUUGUGUCAAAAGAAAAAGCCCCGUUGCCUGUGUAGGGCUUGGUUUUGUGAGUCAAGCUGGAAACAAAUGAUGUCAUGAGAAUUCAAGCAUCCUCACGAUAGGGCCAGGUGUUUCUUGGCAAAUGGGGACACUUUAGGACAGCAAUACAGAGUAGGGAUUUCCCACUUACAUUUGCUGAGCCCCUCCUCAUGGCCUGUGGCAAGCCCAGAGUUUUUGGGGAGACUUCUUGAGGGAACUACGCCACAGUCUACUCUGAGGGACUUCGGUGAAAAGAAUGUUAGGUGGGGCUGGGAGUGGCUUUGAAAGUUGUAUGUUCAAGACAUUCAUUUUACAAAUGAGGAAAUGGGACCCAGUUAGUUGGAAUGAGAUGUUGAGCCUGGGCUCACUCUUGCUCCUCAGGUGGGUACCCAGGUCUCUGUAGUGAGUGCUAGAGGACCUUUGGACCUCUUUUCCUGGACACAAACUGUAUUAUUGAGCUCAAAAGAAAUUCUAGACAUUAAAAGGCAAGCAAUGAACCCAGCUCCUUGUGUCUUAGUAUAAAUAAGGCCUUUCCCUCUUUCCCUUUGAAUCAGACUUUUAAGAGGAAGAGGCCUGAAACCUGCUGAAUCUGGGGUACAGGGGAGGAAAGGAGGUAGUCCUUGGCAUUUGUAAACCUCUCCUCAUCUUCCUCCUCCACUUCUUGUUCUUGUUCUUCUGGUGUUUUGUUUGUUUGGUUGGUUGGUUUUGUUUUUGUUUUUUGUUUUUGUUUCAUUUUGUUUUGUUUUGGCAUCUCUGAAGACUCCAAGGCCAAGCAGACUCCAGUCAGGCUGAGGUCACUAAGCACAAACAGGGGCAGCUGCCACAGUGUAUGUUCCGGGAGAGACUCUCCUGCUGCACUUUUCUUGAUGUGUCACACUUCCAUUUACAGCCACCCUUCACUCCUUCCCUGGCCUCCUGUGGACCAUGUUGCUUUCCUAUGAGUAGGCAGAUAGCGUGGUGAAUGCAAGCCCGAUGACUUGCAUUUGUAGACAGAGCAUUCAUUCCAUGGAACAGAAGGCACCAAAUAAGCGAAUAAACAGAAGAGAAGACUGUUGGUAAAACACGAGGAUGAGGGCUGAGCACAAAGCACUUUCUGACACAACACCAUGUGUAAUCACCCCGAAUCUCUUUAUUCCUUCUUGGCUUUUGACAAUAUUCUUAAAUUGUGUGUGUAUGCAUGUGUGCAUGUGAGUGUGUAUGUAUGUGUGUGUGUGUGUGUGUGUGUGUGUGUGUGUUUCUGGUAUGUCAUAAAACUAUUAAUGUUGCAUGUAGAAGGCAUGAGGAGGGUGAGCUAAGUAUGUAUUGAUGACAGCAUCCUUGCCAUCGCCUCACAGAUGAUCCGUUUCCAUAGAACAGUGAAAAGAGGAAGGUUGUGCACAUACGUGUGUGUCUCUGUGAGACUAUCUUAGCCUGGAGAAACAUGGAGAGAAAUGUAGCGAUUCUAUGGAAUGUGCAUCAGCACUGUGUAUAAUGUUGCUGCUGUGGGCCUGGAUGGGAGCAGCUGUAGGCAGAGAUGGGAUGAGUCAGAAAAGGGAAGGUAAAACCAAUGGAAGGCAAUACUUCUAGGACAGAACCUGACAGCUCAGCAGUUGGGAGCACUGGCUGCUCUUGCAGAGGACUGGUGUGUGGUUCCCAUCGCCCAUGUGACUGGACACAAACAUCUGUGACUCCAGUUCCAGGAGAUCUGACCCCCUCCUCCUCAUGCACCGCACAAACGUGGUCCACAGACAUGCGACAGGCAAAACACCCGCAUGGGUAAAAUGACACAUUAAACACAAGAAAACAAAACCAAGAUGGGAUCUGGUCCCCGUGUUCCCAAGAGGAUGCUGAUGUUGGCUGUUCGUCUAUACAGCUCCGUCACCGAGGAGCCUUGAGUGAGGGUGUGCUAUAGUGCCUUAAAUGGAAGGUGCUGGCUCCCUAGAGAUGCCGACCCCUUUCAUUUUCUUCUCACCUUUGUCGUUUCUCAUCUACUGCUUGUAUUCUCCUGCCAUCUUCAUGUCAGUAAUGGCUGAAUUAUAAUUGAAAGUGUGUAUAUAAUGUGCGUAAUUAUAUACACAAUCAUAGUAAGGUUAGUUUGAAAUUACACAGUUUAUUGUGAUGUAUAAAUAUCCACCUGAAAAACUCUAUUUCCAUCUUGUGAUAUAAAGGACGCUUCUGUUCUGGAGAGAGAACUUUGAACAAGUCGUUGUCAGCUGACAUUUUAAAUUCACAGCUCACAGACCCUUCCAAAAACCAGGACUGCAGCUCUGGUUCUCCAGAACACAGACUUGGUGCUUUGUGCUAGGGAACAAACAGAGAGAGGUCCCCUCCAGCCUCUCCAAUGGUGACAGAAAACCAGUAGUGAGUGUUAAGUGCCUUCCGUGGUCCAGGUACUGUUAUCACAGUAGAGCAGUAAGUACAGUUUUGUGUCCAUUCUGAAGAGCAAGAAACUGAGGCUCAAGAGUAGUAUGUAACCUACUUGGUGUGAAAUCUGCUGACGCAAGUUUUGAGCUAUUUGAUGCCAUAGCCCCCUUUGCCAUUAAAAAAAGAAAAUCUUUUAUACUUAA